AUGCCGGAAAGCGGUGUGGAACCAGAGGAUGAUGAUGAUGACUCCGAAGAGACCGAGGACGUCCAGCAGGCCCUUGAGGAUAGCGAUGUCCAAGAGGACGACACUGCCGAGGAUGCUGCUUUCACCAGGAGCAGGCGUCGUAAGCAGAUAGACGAAGAUUUUAUUACAACGGCUGAAUCAAGUCCUAGCGAACAAGAUAAUGAUGCCGUUGGAACUUCUCCGCCUUCCCCUGCCAAAAAAGGGCCGUCAGGCUUCUUUGCUGCCGAAGAUGACCUGGACAUCUCUGACGAUGAUAAUGUUCCUCUCGCAAAGAGGGCCAAAUUAUCUUUUGAGAAAACGGCAUCAGCUAAGGAGCCGAAUCCCUCUCCUGCCAAGUCGACACCGCCCACAAGAACGAUUGUAGAGAAAAUUCCGGUGUCGAAGGUUAUUCCUUCUGGCGAUGUCCCCAAUUCAUCGGCUGCUCGCGACCACCCGAUUUAUGCCACAGUCGAUGCCGUGGUAGAUUUCGCUGAGCAGUUCACCCGACUAGAGGCUGAAAAUGCUCAGCUUCGGAAGACUGUCAAAACUUCGGCUGAUCAGGUGCUGGAUGCCAACAGGCUUGUCACCGACGCCAAGAGUGAAAAUGCCUUGCUGAAGGAGGAGUUGAAGAAGCUAAAGCGGCAGAUGAAGGACGAACAAGACGCCAGGCGUGAGGCUACGGCUGCAACCGAUAAGAAGGAAGGCGUCCUCCGUGAAUCCAUCAAGGAUUUAUUGGAGGUUGCCGAUAUAACCAUCACUUGA
Lolium perenne is the source of this 780-nucleotide messenger RNA. The record is from RefSeq and is a predicted model, not a curated record. Lineage: Eukaryota; Viridiplantae; Streptophyta; Magnoliopsida; Poales; Poaceae.